CUGGGGGAGCCCGGCUGGGGGAGCGCGGCAGGAGUCAGCCCCAGGUACCUGUCUGCAGACCUGGGUGCUCUGAGCCCAACCUGAUGCAAGCAGCCUGGCUUCUCGGGGCCCUGGUGGUCCCCCAGCUCCUGGGCUUGGGCCUUGGGGCCCGGGGAGCUGAGAGGGAGCAGGAGGGGGCCUGGGGAGGAGCCCGGGAGGAAGAGCAGGAGCGGGAGGCACUGAUGCUGAAGCAUUUACAGGAGGCCCUGGGACUGCCCCACGGGGGCCUGGAUGAGCAUGCGGAGGGAACCCCUGAAGACAAAGAGGGCUGGUGGACUGAGGAGGCCAGCCAGGUGGGAGAAGAAGAAGGAGCAACGCCCCUGCCCACCUCCAGCCCCAGCCCCUCCCCCACUCCCACCCCGACCCCCGAGGACGCCAUCAGCUACGUCUUGGGCCGCCUGGCCGGCCUGGACGCCGGUCUGCACCAGCUGCACGUCCGACUGCACGCGCUGGACACCCGCGUGGUCGAGCUGACCCAGGGGCUGCGGCAGCUGCGGAAGGCGGCGGGCGACACCCGCGACGCUGUGCAAGCCCUGCAGGAGGCGCAGAGCCGCGCUGAGCGCGAGCAUGGCCGCUUAGAGGGUGAGUCCGCACCACGCGGGGCGGACGGUGGGGCGAUCCGGGACAGAUUCUUCAUCCAGCUGAUCCCACAGCACACUGGCAUCUUUGGCUCACAGCGAAUAUACGCCCACCUUAACCCACAUCGUGUGUGCGCCUGUCUGGAGAUGCCGCAUAGGCUGCUGCUGAACUCUCCUGGGGAGAGCAUGAUCGUUGCUUGGGGAGAGACCAACAAUGCUGGUCUUAAGGUGCCCUUUGAGAUCCGGAGCGCGAGCAACUUCUUGGCACGGACCAGUGAGCGCGAGCAACUUCUUGGCACGUCGAUUUCCUGCUUCUAG
Messenger RNA from Condylura cristata (star-nosed mole), 935 nucleotides. It is a transcript of the gene CLEC11A, whose product is annotated as C-type lectin domain family 11, member A. The record is from RefSeq and is a predicted model, not a curated record. Lineage: Eukaryota; Metazoa; Chordata; Mammalia; Eulipotyphla; Talpidae. The transcript is spliced from 6 exons. Bases 84 to 935 code for a protein of 283 amino acids.